Molecule: messenger RNA, 3153 nt
Organism: Ipomoea triloba (trilobed morning glory)
Lineage: Eukaryota; Viridiplantae; Streptophyta; Magnoliopsida; Solanales; Convolvulaceae
Exons: 12
Coding region: 1-3153 (1050 amino acids)
Biological process (GO): DNA repair; telomere maintenance
Molecular function (GO): DNA helicase activity
Source: RefSeq, a predicted model, not a curated record
AUGCGUACUGCACAUGUUUUGCUUGGAAGGUCAUGGCAACAUGAUAGACAUUUUUACUAUAAUGCACUCAACUACACAUGCAAUGUCACCUACAAUGGAUUUAUACAUAUGCUUAAGCCUCUCCUUCCAAAACAAGUAGAAGAAAUCCACCUGAGGUUGAAGCAAACUCUCAAACCAGCCUUGAAGAAAGAAGAAAUCAAAGAGAUCAAAGUGGAACCUCCACGUGUGGAAUUGGAGUCGCCACUCCAAUCCUAUAACUCAGUUUGUAGCCAAACAAAGGGACCACAAUCAGUGAUACAAUUGAAAGGACCAGCCCAAAGUGUCAAAGUGCAGCCUCUCUUGGUAACUAAAAAGGAUAGUAACCAAGAGAAAAGAAGGAUAAAGUUAAUUAGAGCAACUCAUGUCAAGCAUCCUAAGAGAAAGUUGCAUGAGCGUGAUAAAGCAGAAAGUGAUCUUGCUUAUUUGUCUUGCAUUGAAGAUUUGGAUUCGAGGACGAAUCCUUUUCAGGAAGGGGAGAAUAAUAGGAACCAGGACACAUGGAAUCCAAUAAGGGUCUAUAGUGUGCUCAUCACAACAACUCGUGCCAAGCAUCCCAAGAAAAAGUUACAUGAGCGAAAUAAAGCACAAAGUGAAUACUUGGAUUUUUCUGAUCCCACAUAUUUAUGUCCUCAUUAUGGAGCGCUGUUUUGGUUGGAAGAACGAGUAAACAAAUCAGUUGAUGCUUUGGAUGAAAGCAAUGCUUUCGUGAAGACAUUUCGCAAUGCAAGCGCACAUAUUGAAAAUAAUCCUACAGCAGAGAUCAAAAUCAAAUUGAUAGGGAAAAGAUCAAAAGAUGCUCGGACAUAUAACUUGUCUCAAGUUCAAGAAGUUGCCGCUUUGAUUGUUGGUGAUAUAGAUCCAAAUAUGGGACAGCGUGACAUAUUGGUGGAAACAAAUUCAGGCAAUCUUCAAAGAAUUAAUGAAUUGAAUCCGUCAUAUCUGCCACUACAAUAUCCACUGCUAUAUCCAUACGGUGAAGAUGGCUAUAGAGAAGACAUUCCGUUUGCGGACAUUCUUGAUAGGGCAUCCACGGCAAGAAAUCGUGUUGGAUCAGACAUCAACAUUAUUGUAUGCAAGAAGGUUGUUACUGGAUCAGACAUCAACAUUAUUGUAUGCAAGAAGUGUUUGGCUGAUGCUCUGACUAAUGGAGAAGUAGAUCCUACUGCUCAAGGAAAGAGGAUAAUCUUGCCAUCUAGCUUUACUGGAGGUGCCAGAUAUAUGAUUCAAAAUUACCAAGAUGCAAUGGCCAUUUGCAAAGCUAUGGUGCUCUAUACUAUUGAAUUUCAGAAAAGAGUGUUACCGCAUGCGCAUAUUUUGGUAUUCUUGGCAAAGAAUGACUCUCCUAAAACCCCAAAAGAUAUAGACAUGUGGAUAUCUGCUGAGAUUCCAAAUGAGAUAUGUGAUCCAGAGUACUACAAAGUCGUGGAAGAAUUCAUGAUGCAUGGUCCUUAUGGUUCAUGUAGGAAGAAUUCACCCUGCAUGUCAAGAUCAAUCAAGUACUUAUUCAAGUACGUCAAUAAGGGAAAUGAUCGAGUAACUGCUGAGUUCUACAAUAGUACCGUUGACGAAUCUACUGGGAAAGUUGUAGAUGAAAUCAAGAUGUACUACGAUUGUAGGUAUAUCUCACCAUGUGAAGCUGCUUGGAGGAUUUUUUCUUUUGACAUACAAUUUAGGAAUCCUUCAGUGGAACGCUUAAGUUUCCAUCUACCCAAUGAGCAAUCUAUUAUAUUUGAUGAUGGUAAUAAUGUUGACAAUGUUGUUAAUUGUCCCACAGUGUCCCAAAGUAUGUUCACCGUAUGGUUUGCAGCUAAUUUGAAGUAUGAGGAUGCUAGGCAGUUAACUUACUCAGAAAUGCCUAGGAAAUUUGUUUGGAAGAAAGACAAAAGAGAAUGGGGUCCCAGAAGUUUUGAAGAAAUCAAGUUUGUUGAUGGAAAACAAUACAUGUCAUUUAGAGAUGCUUGUUACGCUAGAGGAUUGAUUGAGGAAGACAAAGAAUAUGUGGACGCAAUUUUGGAGGCAUCACUAUGGGCAACUGCCUAUUCUUUAAGGAAACUUUUUGUCAUGCUGUUGACCUCAAGUUCAAUGUCAAAGCCAGAAAUUGUGUGGGAAGCUGUUUGGAUACAUCUAGCAGAAGAUGCGGAAUAUCAAGCUAGAAAAACUUUAGGAUUCCCAGUUCUUACAGAUACACAAAAGAAAAACUAUGCUCUCCUAGAGAUUGACAAAUUAUUGAGUUCUUGCAACAAGUCAUUACAAGAUUAUCCACCAAUGCAUAUACCUGAUGGACCAAGUAACAGUUUCUUAGGGAAUCGUCUGUUAUAUGAAGAACUAUCAUAUGAUCAGCGAGCAUUAAAAGAAGAACAUGACCUAUUGGUCAAGGGAGAAAUUGUUCUAAAUGUUGCAUCCAGUGGUAUAGCUUCACUAUUGCUACCAGGUGGUAGGACUGCCCACUCAAGAUUUGUAAUACCGAUUUGUGUAAACGAAAACUCAACAUGCAACAUCAAGCAAGGUGGUGAUUUCAGACAGAUACUUCCAGUUAUUCCCAAAGGAACAAGACAAGAUAUUGUCCAAGCAAGUAUCAAUUCUUCAUAUUUGUGGAAUAAUUGUGAAGUUCUGCGUCUUACAAAGAAUCUAAGACUGCGUAGUAUUACAACUGAAGAAGAAAUUGAGAAAUUAGACACAUUUGCCAAGUGGAUUGCGGACUUAGGUGAUGGAAAACUUGGUGUUUGUAUUGCAAACAAAGGAGAUCCUAUCAAAGAGAUUGUUGUGCAGACAUUUCCUUCAUUUGGGACUGGUGUUAUAGAUCCUGAGCAGUUAAAGAGUAGAGCUAUUUUGGCACCAACGUUAGAUGUUGUGGAUCAAGUCAAUGAAUACAUGAACAAUUUGAAUCUAGCUUCAUCGAAGACUUAUUUAAGUUGUGAUUCUGUUUGCAAGGCUGAUACGAAUGACAACAUGUUAGCCGAAGUGCACACUACUGAAUUUUUAAACAGUUUGAAGUGUUUUGGUGUACCAAACCAUUCGUUAUCAUUAAAGGUUGGAUCUCCAAUAAUGUUGUUGAGGAAUAUUGACCAUUUUAUUGGUCUUUGUAAUGGAACACGAUUGAUGUUACCAAAUUAG